Molecule: messenger RNA, 714 nt
Organism: Psylliodes chrysocephalus
Lineage: Eukaryota; Metazoa; Arthropoda; Insecta; Coleoptera; Chrysomelidae
Source: the annotation of a GenBank genome assembly
AUGAUUAUUAACCUACGCCAAACAACUGAUUCGGUUACUGAGAAAAAUCCAUACCUAUUUGCACAUCCUAAAAGUGAUCGAUGGGUACGGGGUGAUGUAGCUAUUCGUAAAUUUGCUCAGAAAGCUGAUUUGGAACAUCCUAAAGAGAUUACAAGUAACAAACUAAGAAAACAGAUAGCAACCGUCAUGCAAAUUUUAAAUCUUAAUCAGGAAGAAACGGAACAGUUUGCACAUUUCAUGGGACAUACUGAAAAGACGCAUAAUGAGUUUUACAAAAUACCACAAGAUGUUUACCAAACAGCUAAGGUUUCCAAAUUAUUAAUAUUAAUGGACAAGGGCUUAGGGGAUAAAUACAAGGGAAAGUCCUUAAAUGAUAUAGACAUAAAUCCAGAAGUAGAUCUUGCAGAAUCUGAUGAUUCCGAAAAUGAUUCCCCGAUAACAGAACGCAACCUGCAGAGUACUUUUGAACCAAUCAUUUCACAACCAUCUACCUCAGCUUCAGUUUCAAUAGCCCCCAGAAAAACAGGUAGAACGGCUUGGACUACGGCGCAAACAAAGGUUGUAAUAAAUUACUUUGAAAAUCAUAUCAAGCUUAAGCAAGCACCAAAAAAACAAGAGUGCGAGGAACUCCUCAAAAAACACCCACACUUGUUUGGCAACAAAGAUUGGGUACGAAUUAAAACAUAUGUGUACAAUACUUAUCGCAACAAAUAA